Babesia bovis T2Bo is the source of this 1005-nucleotide messenger RNA. Its product is annotated as putative 40S ribosomal protein S15. Gene Ontology annotation, molecular function: structural constituent of ribosome. The transcript has 6 exons. Gene Ontology annotation, biological process: translation. The record is from RefSeq and is a predicted model, not a curated record. The coding region runs from base 41 to 940 and encodes 299 amino acids. Lineage: Eukaryota; Apicomplexa; Aconoidasida; Piroplasmida; Babesiidae. Gene Ontology annotation, cellular component: ribosome.
ACAUUGGCAAUUGAUUACACAUUUUAUAGAAUGUAACACUAUGAUACCAAUCAGGUGUUUCUACAGGGUACCAUAUAUCAAUGUUCCAAGGAUUGGCCAUUGUUCUGCUGAUGCUCAACAUAGAUAUGUGUCCCAUGUUAAACAGUUCAGGAUCAAGGGAUACCCCUUCGAGAAGGUGAGAGCGCCUAAAACGGAGUGGUACAAGAAGGCAGAAGCCAUUUUUUUGGCGGAGCGAGCUCGGGUACCGCAGGGGCUAGUUGGCAGAUGGCAACCUGAGGACCUAUCGGAGUUAGAUCCCAGAAUAACGCAGGCGUUAAGCUUGAAGUGCGCCAGCGGGCGGGAAAUACGCCGGGCGCGUACGCUGCUACUCAUGAAACAUUUGCAGAAGGAGCCUUUUGACACGGGAAGUGCACCAGUUCAACUUGCGUGCGUAUCGGAGAAGAUACUUAACCUAAGAGCGCAUCUGAUAAGGCACCCUAGGGACAAUUGCAGGAAGCGCGCAAUGGCAAUUUUGCUCAGUAGGAGACACAAACUUAUGAAACGACUGUACAACGAGGACUUUGAGCUAUACCAGUAUGUUUGCAAAGUGCUGAAAAUAAAAUGCGUGCUAUUCUCCGUUCCGGACUCAAGAAACCGGGCGAAGGCGGUGAAUACCAUCGGGGUAGAUGGAGAUAUAUGUAAAUUCCUAAUAAGACAGAAGCUAUGGUGGGGGAGGUUUAGACCACGACCUAUAGCCCUGCCCUCGGGCAAGAAAGUGGCCUAUACGAGGCAUCCGAUAGAACCGCCACCGCACGACUUCAACAGACCCAAGGUACAUAAAGACCAAUUAACACCGGCAUGGCCUUACGGGCUAACGCCUCAGAGAAUCGCAGGGAGAUAUGUUAUUUACAAUCCUACAGCUCCAGGUGCGGGUUACUGCCCUGUACCAAUCCUUUUCUAACAAACCGUUGCAUCCAGUGCAGCGGGGGUACACAUACAUCUGGAAUAAUCCCCAACACAACAAAU